AUGAGGCUGGUGCUGGAAACGGAGGGCCACGAUGAAGCAUACCAGCAAAGAAGACUGCAGUCGCUACAAAGCAUGAUCGAGGGUGUGGAGCAGGCACUACAGGACGAUGGAGGCGAAGAUGGCGAUGAGGACGCAGGAGCAGGAGCGCAGCAAAACGUCGUCCAGGAGUCCAAUGGCGCGGGCGGCGAAAACAUCCAUGCGAAUACGCUCGUCCCGAAGCCCCCUGGCGUUGGCGGCGAACGCAGCGACGUGUUCACGCAUGCGCAGGAAGGAGCUGCUCGUGCUCAAGCCUCGAGGCACCCGCGAACAGCAUCAGCCUUGUGGUAA
Molecule: messenger RNA, 327 nt
Organism: Saxophila tyrrhenica
Lineage: Eukaryota; Fungi; Ascomycota; Dothideomycetes; Mycosphaerellales; Extremaceae
Exons: 2
Coding region: 1-327 (108 amino acids)
Source: RefSeq, a predicted model, not a curated record